Messenger RNA from Striga hermonthica, 1122 nucleotides. The record is from the annotation of a GenBank genome assembly. NCBI's taxonomy places the organism in Eukaryota, Viridiplantae, Streptophyta, Magnoliopsida, Lamiales, Orobanchaceae.
AUGGCGGCUGGACCGACCCGGAAGAUAUCUGCCGCCUCCGCCCGGGCCCACACCCGCCGUCCCAAGGCAAAAGCUGCUUCGAAAUUCUCAGGGAUAUUGAAGAAAAUAUUGUUCGUUGGGUUCGUGGGGUUUUUCGCUUGGGCUUAUCAGGCUACAAAACCUCCACCUCCAAAGACUUGUGGCUCAGCAGACGGGCCCAAGGUUACAGCAUCAAGAGUACAGCUUAAGGAUGGUAGAUACUUGGCCUAUCAAGAAUUUGGUGUACCUAAGGAAAUGGCAAAGCAUAAGAUAGUGUUUAUCCAUGCUUUUGAUUCUUGCAGGCACGGUGUUUCUGCAUUAACUGCCAACCUCUCCCCGGAUAUGGUUGAAAGUAAAGGAAUCUACAUAGUCUCGUUCGAUAGGCCUGGUUAUGGAGAGAGUGAUCCUCACCCUACACGAACAGUGAAGAGCUUAGCUUUGGAUAUUGAGGAGCUUGCAGAUCGAUUGGGUUUAGGAUCUAAAUUUUACGUCAUUGGAUUUUCCAUGGGCGGGCAGGUCGUGUGGAGCUGCCUCAAGUACAUUCCUCGCAGAUUAUCGGGAGCGGCUCUUAUAGCUCCGGUGGUCAAUUAUUGGUGGCCGGCAUUCCCUUCAAACCUGUCUGGGCCUGCGUUCGAGUUGAAGCCCAAACAAGACCAGUGGGCCCUCCGUGUAGCUCACUACAUGCCAUGGCUUACUUACUGGUGGAACUCCCAAAAAUUUUUCCCUGCUUCGAGCGUUGUUGAAGGCAACUCGGCAAUUUUUUCCGAUCAAGACAAGGAAUUAUUGCCGAAAAUCAUUUCCUUAAGAGAUCAUCAGGGGGUAACAAGACAGCAGGGAGAGUACGAGUCGAUUCACCGUGAUAUGAUGAUCGGGUUCGGAAAAUGGGAAUUCGAUCCGACAAAUAUAGAGAACCCAUUUUCGAAAGGCGAGGGUUCGGUUCACUUGUGGCAAGGGGAUGAAGAUCGUCUUGUUCCAGUGGCCUUACAACGUUACAUUGCAGACAAGCUCCCAUGGAUUAAAUAUCAAGAGCUGAAGGGCUCGGGCCAUAUGUUUCUGUAUGCUGACGGGAGAGCAAAUUCGAUUGUACAAAUGCUUGUGGCUUGA